Messenger RNA from Beauveria bassiana ARSEF 2860, 684 nucleotides. RefSeq lists its product as uncharacterized. The record is from RefSeq and is a predicted model, not a curated record. The transcript has a single exon. Bases 1 to 684 code for a protein of 227 amino acids. Lineage: Eukaryota; Fungi; Ascomycota; Sordariomycetes; Hypocreales; Cordycipitaceae.
AUGAGUAGCGGAAAUUGGGAAUAUACCUGUCAGGGAAGCUACUCCAAACUUGACAAUCAGCUACCGCCGCUAGAGAGUCAGUACCAUGUUCUGAGCAAUCCUCUGCCUCCGGAGAUGUGGAUUGGCGCCAUCAUCGAUCAGCCCCAGAAUCCCCAGGUCCUCAACACGCGGCACGAGACACCCCAAUUUGAACCCGCACGUAUUCGAGAGGCCACAAAGCGCAACGAGUUCUUCACAUUGCGGUGCGCCAGGGGAAAAGAAGGCGGGCCCUUGACCUGCUCGAUGCAGAUGCUGGCGCCGACCAUGCGCACGGUCGAGCUCGCGUCUCCCACCGCCAAAGACUACACCAGAACCCGCGUCUCCUCCGCGGCUGUGCAGGACUGGCUCGCGAGGCACAGGCAUAAGAAGCCGCUGUACAUGGUGACGGGCAUCAAGACGGUGACGGACGCGCGCUUCGUACAUCGAUAUCCCCGGGUCGUAAAGAAAUGGUAUACAUGGCAGGGCCUGCGCGAGCGCCGACUCCGCCCGCAGCAGCCACCCGAGCUGGUGGCGACGACGAUGACGGGCGAGCAUCCGUUUGGCGUCCGGAUUACAAAGAUGGAGUACAAGAAGACGGGCAAGGACCACUGGGCGGACUAUGAGUGGGUGUACGAGCCUUUCACAGAGGGAGCGUUGGCGCACUGA